AUGGCCAAGUCUACUCCCAAAUCUCUCCUCUUUGCUCUCCUUCUUGCCAACUUGGUUCUCCUUGUCCUCGGCCAAGGCACACAGUUCAUUACAGGAGUAUGCUCCAGCGAUGCCGAUUGCGCCUCCGGAUGCUGUGGGUUCAACACCGGGAAAUGUGCAGGCGCAAUUGUCGCCCAGGAACGUGACGGCGGCUGCGGAUUUGGUGAUGGGCAGCCAAACAGGAACGCGGCCGAUGCUCUAGUUGGGAACAACGGGAACAACGGUAACAAUGGUAAUAGCGGUGCUGGAGGACAAGCUCAAGUCACCCCGGGGUCUCAGUUCAUUACCGGCUCUUGUAACAGUGAUGCCGACUGUGCGUCUGGCUGUUGCGGUUUCAACACUGGCAAAUGCGCGGGUGCCAUAGUGGCCCAGGAGCGUGAUGGCGGGUGCGGAUUUGGUGAUGGGCAGCCCAAUGAUAAUGCAGCCCAGGCGCUGCGGGGCAACAAGAGGAGAUUUGCGUUUACUUCUUAA
Paracoccidioides brasiliensis Pb18 is the source of this 510-nucleotide messenger RNA. RefSeq lists its product as uncharacterized. Bases 1 to 510 code for a protein of 169 amino acids. The record is from RefSeq and is a predicted model, not a curated record. The transcript has 2 exons.